AUGGCUGAAACGGCUCCGUCCUCCCACGAGGUCCCCAAGCUACCGAGUGGUCUCAAGAGCCCCGUUCACCCUGAAAAAGGAUGGAAUCGUCUGGGGAAAGGAACCUGGUUCCACGGGCGACCAGAGACAGACGUCUACAAACUGCUAAUCGACGCUUACCGGCUUCGGAUGGACGACAGGUGGGACGUCGCCAAGGUCAAGGAGCCCGGCUCUCUCUACGCCCCCGGGGCCACCGAUGGCAAGGAAGGAUUCCGCAUCUUCCUGGACAAAGCAGAAAAGACAAAGUCCGACGAAGGCAAACCCAUGUUGCCGACAUGGUGGAACGCGGAGAAGCGCAAAGAGUGCGAGGCUCUUGGGGCCGACACGACGCAGUGGACCAGUUUGGCGAAGAAGGUCAAGAAAUGGGACAUUCACAUCCACUACGACGACAUGGCUUUGGCUAUGCAAUUGCGGUGCGUGGGUGAGAAGGUCUAUAACCUUUUGGCAGACGGAAGACGGAUUGCCAAGAUUCCGGACGAUUUGUUUGAGGGGGGUUUGGACAAUGAGUUUGAUGAGUUUGAUUCUGACAGUGACGAGUGGUACACUGAUUCCGAUUGA
This is a messenger RNA of Colletotrichum siamense, 597 nucleotides long. RefSeq lists its product as uncharacterized. The transcript has a single exon. The record is from RefSeq and is a predicted model, not a curated record. NCBI's taxonomy places the organism in Eukaryota, Fungi, Ascomycota, Sordariomycetes, Glomerellales, Glomerellaceae. The coding region runs from base 1 to 597 and encodes 198 amino acids.